AUGGCAGAACGCCGCUUGAAUUUCAACGUUUCUGAACUCAAGAAUGCAGCUGCAAAAGCACUGAAUAGAUCCGUUUCCGACGUGAAUGCGAUACAAAAUAUCGCCGAAGACGGUUUCAAUCGCAUCCUCAAUGUAACAAUGAAUAAUGGCUCGUCGGUGCUCGCCCGUCUUCCAUACUCAUCAACCUUACCACGAUGUCUGGCAGUAGCGAGUGAAGUCGCGACACUGGACUUUCUCCGCACUAACGGAAUUCCUGCACCUUUCGUUCUGGCGUACUCCUCUGGUGAGAACGCUUUCGGCGUAGAGUAUAUGUUAAUGGAAAGAAUACCAGGAAAGCCUCUCAGUGGUAUCUGGCUCAGCUUAGCUGAAGAGGAAAGAUGCCGGAUACUGCACAGAAUAGUCUUGAUGGAGACCAAACUGUUCGCGAACACGCUUCCCGCCUGUGGUAGCAUAUACUACUCCCAAGAAAUGCCUCCGGGAAUGCCUCGCAUAGGUAUCUCUGGAUCUAGCGACUUGUGUGUAGGGCCAUAUGCAUCUAUGCGAUGGUGGUAUGAAGAACGUGCAGAACUGGAUGUUGACCGAGGUCCUCACGUCGAUCCUCAGCUCGUUCUUCGAAGUCAUGCCGAGAAAGAGUUGGCGCGGAUCCGGAAAUAUGGACGGCCAAGACACCCAUUCUAUCGCGAAUACGCUGAGUCGUUUGGGUACAAGAAGCACUUCGAAGUUCUCCCUGCUUUUCUCGCCGCGGACAUACCAAUGGCAUUUGCAGACCACGCAGACGAAGGGUAUCGAAGCUUUACAGAGCCCAAGCUACCAAAAAAUCUUGCGUCAACGGCAGAAAAGGAGUGUGCUGAGGCAGAAGAACUAUAUCGCCGACGACACAUACAUUUCUGGUACCUCGGCCUCACUCAGGUGCUGAACAAGCCUCACUAGCAGGCGUGCACUUGCGACAAAACUUUCAUGGCACGUCAAAUAUUUCACGAUGCCGGCACUCGAUG
Alternaria rosae is the source of this 995-nucleotide messenger RNA. RefSeq lists its product as uncharacterized. The coding region runs from base 1 to 930 and encodes 309 amino acids. Lineage: Eukaryota; Fungi; Ascomycota; Dothideomycetes; Pleosporales; Pleosporaceae. The record is from RefSeq and is a predicted model, not a curated record. The transcript is spliced from 2 exons. Gene Ontology annotation, cellular component: mitochondrion.